Molecule: messenger RNA, 4217 nt
Organism: Clarias gariepinus (North African catfish)
Lineage: Eukaryota; Metazoa; Chordata; Actinopteri; Siluriformes; Clariidae
Product: MORC family CW-type zinc finger protein 3-like
Exons: 20
Coding region: 319-2829 (836 amino acids)
Cellular component (GO): nucleus; PML body
Molecular function (GO): zinc ion binding; ATP hydrolysis activity
Source: RefSeq, a predicted model, not a curated record
GCCCUUUUUUUUUUUUAUAAGAUCACACCUCAUCUGUCCUCAUCAGUGUUUCCAGAUAUGAAAUAUAUACAGUAGUCAUAGGUCUUAUUAAAAGCUGCCAGAAACCUAUACAAACUGACACCAACUGUCCACCAACUGUGCACAAAAAAAUUAGUCCCCCCCCCCCCCCUCCAUGGUGAUUCAAAAGGGGUGGAGUUUCUCCAAAGCCUGUAUAAAAGUCAAUGCCUUCUUCCUGUAUUUCAAACCAGCAAAAAACUGUUUUAUUCAAGAAUCUCAUUUUGGAACUUACUCUACUUUGAAGAUUUACAGUAAAUUGUGAUGGCAUCUCUAACAAAUAGAAAAAUACCUUUAAGCUUAAUUCAUCCACAUUAUCUGCACACAAACUCCACUAGCCACAUUUGGCCUUUCAGUGCUGUAGCAGGACUGAUCGACAAUGCUUAUGACCCAGAUGUCAGUGCUAAACAAUUUUGGAUUAGUAAGACUAUGAUUCAAGACCAGGCCUGCCUCGUCUUUAUGGAUAACGGAAAAGGCAUGGAUUAUGACAAGAUGUACAAAAUGCUCAGUUUUGGCUUCAAUGAUAAGCAGACUGUGGGACGCCAUAUUCCAGUAGGCCAGUACGGUAAUAGUUUUAAGUCAGGCUCCAUGCGCUUGGGGAAGGAUGCCCUUGUGUUCUCACAGAAAGCCAACACCAUGUGUGUGGGUCUCCUAUCACAGACUUAUCAUGAGAAGAUAAAAGCAGAGCAUAUCAUAGUGCCUAUUGUUAAGUUCACUGUCACUGGAGAGAAUGAUGUCAGUGUCGCACCAGAGUAUGAGGAGUGUCUUCAUGAUAUCCUCAAAUAUUCGCUGUUUAACACCAAGGAAGACCUGCUGUACGAGUUCAGUGCCAUAAAUUGGUUAAGCAACAAAUCAAAAAGUGGAACCCGCAUCAUCGUCUGGAACCUACGCAGAACAUCCUUAGGAGAAUUGGAAUUAGACUUUAAAAAGGACCGCUAUGACUUCCAGAUUCUCACUGAUGUGUACGGGGGCAUCAAGGAAACAAAUAAGCAGCAGGCAAGGCCUGCCGUGCAAGUGCCUAAGAUUAAAUAUUCAUUGCGGGCAUACUGUAGUAUCCUAUAUCUGAAGCCAAAAAUGCAGAUCAUCAUUCAAGGGCAGAAGGUGGAAACUCAGUAUGUCACUAAAAAUCUAGAACUGGUCUUCAAGGACACUUACAAGCCUGUGUGUAAUCCUCCCCUUAAAAAGCCAAUAAAAAUCACAUUUGGCUACAGCACAAAGUCCGGUGAGCCCUAUGGCAUCAUGAUGUACCACAAAAACCGUCUCAUCAGAGCCUAUGAUCGUGUCGGCUGUCAGCGCAGGAUCAACAGCACAGGAGUGGGAGUUAUUGGAGUGAUCGAGUGUAACCACCUUACACCAACUCACAACAUGCAGGACUUUGACAAUACAGAUGAGUACAGGAGAACCAUGCUGGAUUUGGGUACUAAGCUUGAGGAUUAUUGGAAGGAAACCUGGUAUAGAUUUAAGCAAAACGUGAACCGCACUGAACCCUUCGAGGAUUUUUCGACUCGGAAGCCAGAUCAAACCUGGAUUCAGUGUUAUGAAUGCUUGAAGUGGCGAAAACUUCCUGAUGGUGUUGGCGAACUACAUAAAAAGUGGUUCUGCAAAAUGAACCCUGACAACCAAUUCAGGAGUUGUGAAGCUGAAGAAGAGCCUGAGGAUUCUGAUGAUGAACAACGGGGAUACCAGAAAACCUACAGACAGGAAAUAAAAGUUGAAGAAGUAGAGGCUGAUUCUGAUGAUGAACAAUGUGAAUACCUGAAAACCUACAAACAGAAUGAGAAAUAUCAGAUGAUACAAGAAGAGAAGACAAACAGUGAACAGAAAUCGAGACUCAUCAGACCAGGCAACAUUUUUCCAGUCUUCAACUGUCCAAUUUUGAGGUAUUCUAGUCGUAAUUUAUCCUGCCAAACAUCAUCCAGCUCUGACAUAAUUUCCUCUUCUCAACCAGUAACUGGCUCCAAACUUCCUGAUAUCAUUUUUGUUGACAGUCAGAACACUCUUGUUCUUCCUACUCCAACAAGGAUGAAGAGAGUCCUGGACCAAAAUCAAGAGAGCCCAGCUAAAAAGAAAGCUAGAGGAAAGAAUGUUGGUACUGUACAACACAGUUUGUCAAUAACCAGAGCCUUUACUGAGGCUUAUUUUGCUUCAUCCGUGGGUCUGACUGAUAGUGGUAAUGAAGCACAAAUUAAGGAAUUUGGAAUAUCACAAAUGGAGGAUGUAAAUAAUGAUAUUGAGAAGAGAAUAGCAAAGAAGGAACAGAGCAAUGAAUUCAUAAGCAUCAGUACUGAAGAUGAGCAAACUUACAAAGAUCAGUAUCUGAAGGCCAUGGAGAAGAUAAAGCAGCUCCAAAAUGAGGUGGGCAGUCUAAGAAAUAUGAAGUGCACAUUGUUGACCAGCUGUGAAAGCCUGCAGAAAGAUUUAGAGGGGAUGAAGAAAAACAUUGAAAAGUUGAAGGCAAGUGUAGAAAAUCCAGGGGUCCGGACAGAUUUUCCAUCUUCCCAUGUAGAAAGUACAGCAACUGUAGCAGACGUUUCCACCUUCGAAAGAGGAAGUGACUCACAGCAGCAUGAGACACAUGACAAAUCAGAGAUAGAACAAGAAAAGAGUACAAUAAAGUUAUACAGCCUCAGAUUAAAAGAACUCAGACAGAAAGUGGCCCGUCUCCUGGUCACCUUCAUCCCUGCACUGGACCUGCAGCAGGUUAAUUAUGAUUGCGAAGUCAUAGAUGAGAUUCUCACUCAGGUUAUAGAAGAGAAAGACGCAGCCUCUUCAUAAAAACAGUGGUGAUGAAAAGAGCACAAUUUCUUAAACCACAUUAAACUUUUGGUUACUUAAUGCAAAAUUACCUAACUCAAAAGUAUUUCAUGUACCUGACUUAAAGACUGUAUAGUUAGUGGCGGUUAUAAUGCUUUAUAACGUACUGAAAUACCCAUUGCUGAUGGGAAAAAGAGUUUGUAGAAAUAGCUAAAAGUUUCGAACUAAAAAUAAGCUGAUCUGCUUAAAUUUAAUUGCAAAUCCAAUGGUUAAAAAAUUAUCUUGUCAAAAGCGAGCAUAUUGAAGGUAUUGGGCAGUGGGAUGUCCCAUACAAUAAAAUAACAAAAGUCAUUAACAUGUAAUUCCUAUGGAGACUCAGAAACAGACUAAAGAUAAGAAGAAAACAAAAGGGUUUUAUCAAGCCAUAGAAGGUACUACCAAAUAAGGAAGGAGAAAGUACAGCAAGGAGGCUGUUUUACAGUAUGGACAUAUGACGAAGAACUAAAAGAUAUGGAAGAUACAGUAUAGAGGAAGGCGAAUGUUCACAAAGUUCACAGUGUCAGCAAACCCUAUAGCCUUAACAUAUUUGUAUUUUGCAACAUUCUUUAUUUGGCCUUUUAUACUGUAGCUAGCAGUUGCAUAUUGCAUAUUCAUUUUGGCAAUCCCAUGAAUCAGAGGUGAUCAUUUUCUCAUGAGAAAGACAUAAGCCUUCACUUACCCUAGUUAGAAAAUCAGUGUGCCCAUUUUUUGGUAUUGGCAAGCAAUCAAUUUGUAUAUCAGAACAUAACUCGUCAGCAAUAUAACAUUAUUAUACUAUCAUUUAAUUAUGAAAUACAGUAAAAUUAUACAAUGACAAUACAGUAUUCUUACUAUUAUUGGUAAUGUUACAUCCUACUUAUGUACUAUGUAUACUUUUUCAUUAUUAUACUGUGUUUUUUUUUUUUACUUUGGUACUUUGAGGUUUUGGAAUCAAUGUGUUUUCCACAAAUGGAUGACUUGGCAACAAAGAUUUUGAUUUUACAAAUAUUAAAUAAAAUAAACUUUCUCUUUUUAUUGUGUACUAAAAUUAGCCAUUGGUUGUUUUUUUAUGUUGAUUAUUAGACAUCUUUCUGAUCUGUUUAUUCUCUUUUUAUUUUUUUUUACAAGAUAAAAAAUCAUCUUAUAUAUUUUAUAUGAACUUUGCCAUAAAUGAUUAUACUACAUAUGCAUCUUGUUAAUUUUAAUUUUGAGAAAUUGCCCUAUCAAAUAAAAAACAUUUUGAUACUACGCAAAGAAAAAAAAAAGAGUGUAAAAAAAAAAAAAAACGAUUUAAAAAACUUUGUGCAUGCCAUCUUUUUGUUUAAUUUCUGAGUUUGCAGUGUUUGCACAUCGAUAUGUAUACAGUCGUGGCCAAAAGUUUUGAGAAUGAA